Molecule: messenger RNA, 1038 nt
Organism: Aspergillus affinis
Lineage: Eukaryota; Fungi; Ascomycota; Eurotiomycetes; Eurotiales; Aspergillaceae
Exons: 2
Coding region: 1-1038 (345 amino acids)
Source: RefSeq, a predicted model, not a curated record
AUGGCUGCUUUCGUCGAAGCAAUCGGAGUUAUCUCUGGUCUCCUGGGCAUCGUCUCCUUUGCCCAGGACAACUUCGGUUCCGGUGAGACUUCCGGAUCGACUUACAAGUUCGCCGUUGCUCUCGAUGGUCCCGGAGGAACCACCAAUGCUGGCGGUGAUCUUCCCGAUGUUCGCGUCUGGAACGAUGUUGGAAAAUUCGUCGGUAUGAGCGUCGACCCCGGCAAGGUCAAAAAUGGCAACCUGGGGGAGUACUCGGUUGACCACGAGAAUCAGGGAGUCUAUUCGCUCUUCUCGGCCAACGAUGACGCGAUCUGCGUUGCUUGGGUGACCACUACCUGGAGCGACGACCGCGGCGGUAACCAGUAUGCCGUGUCUGGCGACUACGGCGAGGCGUGCGGUGGCGUCUGGUUCGAGAGCCACAUGUACCCCAAUGCCGACGAGGAGUACCAGCCCAAGUGCUUCUGGAUCGAUGCCAACGGCGACCAGCCCCAGACAGGCUUUCAGGUGCGCUGGCCCGCCUUCUCCAAGGACUCGUUCGACGAAAACGACACCGACCCCCAUCGCCUGUGCAACGGCAUUGAUUUUGGCCUUCGCGAGGAGGAAGACCCCAACUCCAUCACCUACCGCACGUCGAAAGAUCGUAGAAACAAGCUCCGUGUCCGCCAGCCCCCCCGUCGUCCUGCCUGGGCUGACUCCGAGAUCGUCAUCAGCGAUGCGAAGCAGCACUCUGCCAAGCGGUUGUGUCAGUCCGACACCUCAAUGGGUCCUGAUUUCGCGCACACCGGCGAGGAACUAUUCUGCGACAUGGAUACUAAGACGCUCUACGCAUUCUGCCAGGUCCAUGACACCGAGACCUGCUUCGACCUCGACUCGCAGAGCUUGUUGACUCCGAAACACACACAGAGCAACAGCACCAUGGGCGGUAACUUGAGACUUGCGACUGUCCACGCCGCUCAUCUCGCUGCAGCCCCCGCGAGUGCCUCGAAGAGCAAGUACUCGAGCACUCGCGACUGGCGCAGCACCAGCAAGAAGGCCUAG